CUCGGGACAAGUACUACAAGUUCUGACUUUCCUUGUCCCCGUCUCACCUGACAGUCCUAGUUUCCUUCGCCCUACAAACUUACCAGAAAUCCCUUCCGGGCCUAGACUCAAGUAGACUCACUCAUGGCGCCUCAAGAGCCACGGCCCCUCACCGAGGCCCAGCUUCGCCGGUACAAAGACUGUGCCGACGAGAACGCCAAGCUCGCAGAGUGCUGGGCAGGUCAUCAGGUCGUCAUCAUAGCCUGCGAACCAUCCGACUCCUACAAGUACGCAGGUGAGAGAAACUCCCAAGCCAUCGCAAUACACGUCAUGUCGCCGGCCGAGAAGCCCGUGUGGGGCCAGUCCCGGAGGCCCCGACAGCGGCAGCAACAGCCGUCCCGGCAACUGUACCAGACGACAAUUCGCUUGCUGGGACGGUCCAAGGAGAACAAGAGAUUACAACCGAGGCCGUGGAGCACGAAGACGGGAUCGCACGAAGUAUUCGAGAUGUACUCAUUCGACGCGCGGCAAAAGGCCCGGGAGACCUUUGACGAGCUGGGCGCGGCGUACGUGACGGUAUGCAUCGUGAGCUACGACGUGCGCGAGACGACGCGCGCGAUGGACGGGUUCGGCGUGAGAAUGCCGGCGGGCGCAGUGCUAGUAGACCUCGUCAAGGUUCUGGAGCACCAGACGCGGGACGAGGGCAUCCCGGAGGAGCUGAGCAAGUACACGAACGAGAAUAUCGCGGUGAGGAACGGGCGGUAUGAUCGCCGGCCCGGGACGCCGACAGGCCCGCUCGGGAUGCCGAGUGUUCGGCUCCUGGAGGUGCUCGGCCCGGCUGCCGCGGGACACUGCGCAGACUUUAAGAGAAUCGAGAAAGGAAGCGCUGCGUUGAAGAGGAUUGCAAGCAGGAUCCGGAACGGUUGAAAAGUCCAUGAUAAAGGCGGACACUCAACUAUGUGCUGCAAUUGUUCCUCAUCUUGGAUGCAUUGCCUCUUGUCUGAGCGUCACACUGUUGACUGUACCAGCGCUGCGAUAGACCGCCCGACUUGUUUGGUUAGAACCUGGGAUGAGUGUAUGGCAUGAAGCAGUAGACAGGCUCAACGCGAUGAAUGUUGUGUGUGAGGGAUCGGCUUCAGCACCUGGUCUGUGGGAGAUGAAAGUCCUGGGAGGGCGAUAAACAUGGUCCCGGAAGACGGCAGGCUGUAGACCCAUACAGUGCUCACAUCCAGUGUUUUUACAGUGAAUAGCGAGUGUGCGAGCGCGUGGGGGUCCACACUUGAGAUACGUACUUCCUUUGGCAUGAACGUCGGGAUGUAUGGGGAAGAGGGUCAUUUU
Colletotrichum destructivum is the source of this 1317-nucleotide messenger RNA. RefSeq lists its product as uncharacterized. The record is from RefSeq and is a predicted model, not a curated record. The coding region runs from base 124 to 906 and encodes 260 amino acids. Lineage: Eukaryota; Fungi; Ascomycota; Sordariomycetes; Glomerellales; Glomerellaceae. The transcript has a single exon.